Messenger RNA from Lodderomyces margitis, 1176 nucleotides. It is a transcript of the gene ARC1, whose product is annotated as Arc1p. The record is from RefSeq and is a predicted model, not a curated record. The transcript has a single exon. Gene Ontology annotation, molecular function: tRNA binding. NCBI's taxonomy places the organism in Eukaryota, Fungi, Ascomycota, Pichiomycetes, Serinales, Debaryomycetaceae. Bases 1 to 1176 code for a protein of 391 amino acids. Gene Ontology annotation, cellular component: methionyl glutamyl tRNA synthetase complex.
AUGACCGAUUUCAUCACCAAAUUUGACAAAUUGUCUCUUGAUCAAAUUCCAUCGAAAGUUGAAACUAUUGAAUUCCCAAAACUAAAUGAUGAACAAUUAGCCUUAUCGUCUCAAUUUGAGACAUUAUCAAAGAGACUAGAUGAAAGUGACACCUUGACUCAAAUCAAUGAUUCAUUGAGAAGCAAGACAUUUGUAGUUGGUUCAGUUCCAAGUAAGGCUGAUUUUAUUUUGUUUGAACAAGUGUAUCCCUUGGCAUCGAAAUGGACUUCCAAAGAGGACGUUGCCAAACAUAGACACUUGUUGAGGUGGGUUGAUUUGAUUCAAAACACUUUGGUCAGUGUGCCACAACCAGUCAAGAUUGACUAUGAUAUUGAAAUACCAAGAGAAAUUAAGGAAAAGAAAAAACCAGCAACAGCUGGAGCCGCUGGAGCCCAAGGGAAGGAUGCUUCCUCUUCUAAGGAAGACUCCAAGGCAGAUAAGAAGAAACAAAAAGGAGAUGCAGCUGGUACUCAAUCAGACCAAAAACCAUACCAAGAGUUAACUGAAGAAGAAAAGAAAGCAAGAGCUGACGCCAAAGAAGCCAAGAAGGCAGCUAAAGCCAAGGCCAAUGCCGAAAAAGAGAAGCAGAAACAGAAUGAAAAAGCUGCAUCUGCCGUUCCUCCAUCACCAGCAUUGGUUGACCUUAGGGUCGGGUUCAUUCAAAAAGCUGAAAGACACCCUAACGCGGAUUCGCUUUACAUGUCCACCAUUGAUAUGGGUGAUGAAGAAGGUCCAAGAAUUGUAUGUUCAGGAUUAGUCAACUAUGUUCCAAUCGAAGAAAUGCAAAAGAGAUAUGUCAUUGUUGUUGCUAAUUUGAAACCAGUCACCAUGAGAGGUAUCAAGAGUUGUGCUAUGGUGUUAUGUGCGUCAAAUAAAGGUGAUGGUGUUGUUGAAUUUGUUAACCCACCAGAAGGUUCAAAACCAGGUGACAAGAUCUUUUUCGAGGGUUAUAAUGGCGUGCCUGAAAAACAAUUGAAUCCAAAAAAGAAAAUUUGGGAAGCUGUUCAACCAAAGUUCACCACUACUGAAAACUUUGAAGUUACUUAUACCGAAGAUGGUAAACCACCAGCAUUUUUGGUCAAUGAAAAGGGAGAAAAAUGUAAAAAUAGCACUGUUGUUGGUGCAUCAGUUAGUUAG